AAAAGAAUCAUGCCUCCACGUCGUCCUCGAAUCCCCGCGGCCACCCGUUCUUCAACGCGCGCGAGACCCACCAGUCAAACUUAAAACGCAUGAUCUACCGCCCGCACCGGCACCCCAUAUAUCACACGCACACCUAAGCAUCGAUCGAUUUAGGCACUUAUCCUAAAACUGCCAUGCCGCAUGCGCCGCGCUGCUAUUAAUUGAGGUGCCGGAGGGGUUGGCUAUAUACAGGCUAAAGCCGGGUCGAUUACCCGGUAGUUGCGGACCAGCAUUUUGGCUAGAUGAUGGGCUUCGACGACACGUUGCGAUGAGCAUUCGUGCAUCAUCGAUGGAUUGAUCAGUCAAGAUCCGGAGUUAGUUGUCUUGAGCUGUAAAUUAUCGUCUGCAGGAGCCUGAGCUGGGAUUGAAACGAGAGCGAGCAAUGGCAGAUAAGCGCGCCCAUGAUGCGGAAGCGCAACGCCCAUUUCUGGCGGGAGAGUCGAGCGAGGAUGUGCUACUAAAGAUGAAGGUAGAAGAAGAUGAGCCCAGUACGAGAAAGUGGACGGCGUGGGUGAGGAUUCUGGCGGAAGUUGUAAUGGCGGGUGCGAUUGUAGCGUUGCUUCUUCGAGGAUGGCAGCGGGGGGAGGCGGAUGGGAAGAAGCCAUCGCCGGUGCCGACGUGGCCAAAAACGACGGUAACGUUUCAGCCUAACGAGCGGUACUUGCACGAUGGGAUGUUUGCGAACGAGUCGGCAGCGCUGGAGACGCUGCAUAACUGGAUUGAGUUGAGCGCUGAUGGGAGGGGAUAUGUCAAAAUCGAGGAUGCCGAAAAGUAUGGACUAGGGAAAGGGUAUGAGAUGAACGUCAACAACACCCACACGGAGCCGGCAUACAUGCUUUCCGUAUUCCACCAGCUGCACUGCCUGUCAUACCUCGCGGUGGCCUUCCAAACUGCUUUCACGGAUAAGGUGCCAUCGAACGAGGUCGCGUUCCACUCUGUGCACUGUUUUGACUAUAUCCGCCAGGCCAUACUGUGUAAUGCAGACACGAGUCUGGAGGGGGAUACGGGGCAUCCGGGGUGGGGCGGGGUGCAUCAGUGUACAGAUAUUGAUAGGUUGAGGGAGUGGGCGAACCAGAGAGAUAUAUAUAAAUAUCGUGGCACUAUGCCGUCGGAUACGGUGUUGUGAAGGAGGGGGGGGGGUUCUCACGGCUAGAGAAGUGUAUGGGUCGUGGUCUGGGCGAGUUUUGUGGGUGGGACAUCUCGUCCUGGUCCGGUGUCGACUAUCGGAUGAUAAACAUAAGUUCGUUUGUUUCUAGUCCGUUGUCACAACCGGAGUUCACUGUUUGUUGUAAAAACUAAAGAAUUCAAGGGGAUAGUAGCAUUUUUUCCAAUUACUACAAUAUGGCCAAUUCUAAAAUAGAGGCAUGAAUAAUGGG
This is a messenger RNA of Pseudogymnoascus verrucosus, 1415 nucleotides long. RefSeq lists its product as uncharacterized. Lineage: Eukaryota; Fungi; Ascomycota; Leotiomycetes; Thelebolales; Thelebolaceae. The record is from RefSeq and is a predicted model, not a curated record. The transcript is spliced from 4 exons. The coding region runs from base 422 to 1165 and encodes 247 amino acids. Gene Ontology annotation, biological process: mycotoxin biosynthetic process.